CUUCACAUUAAGUAGCCCAGCUCACUUGCAGUACGACAAGAAGCUGUAAAUAAUGGCUUGUGGUUCUUCUUCAUCUUCCAGACACUAUCCCAUCCUCCUCUUUUCUUUGCUCCUUGUUAUCGCUGGUAGCACUGCCGCCGCUGCUUCGUGCGACGCCGCUGACCGUGCUGCUCUUCUUGAAUUCCGAUCAGCUCUUUCCGAUCCCUACAUCGGAGUCUUCUCCUCCUGGGCCGGCAAUGACUGCUGCUCCAAAUGGUACGGCGUGUCAUGCAACCCAGAAUCUGGCCGCGUCGCCGAUCUCAUUCUCCGUGGUGAGUCCGAAGACGAGAUCCUCAUCCGGGCAGGCCGAUCAGGGCUCAUGACCGGUCGAAUAUCACCGGCGAUAUGCCGCCUCAACAGCCUUUCGUCUCUAAUCAUCGCCGACUGGAAGCAGAUCUCCGGCCCUAUUCCUCCCUGCAUUACCUCUCUGGCUUCACUACGAAUUUUAGAUCUCGUCGGUAACCACCUCUCUGGCACUUUACCAGCCGACAUUGGCAAACUCUCCCAUCUCACUGUCCUCAACGUCGCCGACAACCAGAUUUCUGGGUCAAUACCUAAAUCCCUAACCCAGAUUACUGGUUUAAUGCACCUCAACCUUGGCAAUAACUACUUAACCGGCUCAAUCCCCUCCGAUUUCGGCAAUUUGAAGAUGCUUAGCAGGGCUCUACUUGGCCGGAACCAGAUAUCAGGUGAGAUUCCAUCCUCGAUUAGUAACAUGAACCGCCUCGCUGACCUAGACCUUUCGGAGAACCAGAUUUCGGGAUCUAUUCCCACUUCUUUCGGAUCGAUGCCGGUGCUCUCCUCGCUCUACCUCGACAGCAACCGCCUCUCCGGCGAGAUUCCGGCACAGGUUCUGGGGAGCAAGGGUUUGAGUAUUCUGAACCUGAGUAGAAACUCAAUUGAGGGUUCGAUCCCUGAUGCGUUCACAUCGAGAUCGUACUUCACGGCCAUAGAUCUAUCGCACAAUAAACUCACCGGAGAUGUCCCGAAGACUUUGCUUACAGCGGCGUUCGUCGGCCAUCUUGAUCUGAGUCAUAACCAUCUAUGUGGUCGGAUUCCGACGGGGUCACCGUUCGAUCAUCUGGUGGCGGCCUCGUUUGCCAAUAAUGAUUGUCUCUGUGGGUGGCCGUUACAGUCCUGCAAGUGAUUAGUUUGCAACGGUUAGGAAAUCAUGACCGUUGGGUUAGGGUUGGAUGGUGAUGCUGUAUGAGCAAGUAUUUUUUAUGUGUUUAUUUAUGAUUAUUGAUAUGCAUGGAAUAAAAAAAAAAAAAGUGAAAAUUAAUGAAACGGAUGACGGUCGGUUGUACUGCAAGUGGAGGUGUCAGGGAGUUCACAGCUUUAUGCUUUGAGGUCUAUGUUUUUCAUUUGUGUAGAAGUAUUAUUAUUAUUUUUAUCAUUUUUUUGUCAUAUCUAAAACUUAUUGGU
Phalaenopsis equestris is the source of this 1464-nucleotide messenger RNA. RefSeq names its product DNA damage-repair/toleration protein DRT100-like. NCBI's taxonomy places the organism in Eukaryota, Viridiplantae, Streptophyta, Magnoliopsida, Asparagales, Orchidaceae. Gene Ontology annotation, molecular function: protein binding. The record is from RefSeq and is a predicted model, not a curated record. The transcript has a single exon. Bases 53 to 1186 code for a protein of 377 amino acids.